GAGGUACUUCAGACAGUGCAAGAGAACGGGCUAGAGACCGAGAGAGAAAGGUACAGGAGAAAGAAAGGGAGGACAGAAAAAGACGAAUGAUCAUGAGGUGCAGCAAAAAUGCAGAGAUGUAGUAAAUGCUGAAGCAUUUUGAGCAUGCUUUAGAGAGGAAGCGGGGAAAAAAAAGAAAAAAGAAAAAGGGGAGUUAGAAAGAGGUAGAAAAAAAGUGAAGAGAAGAAAGAAAGGGAGUACAGCCAACUGGCAUAGUUUGAGUUAUUCGGCUCAGCUCUAAAAGUCUCAGGCGGCCCAGACUCCAAACCACACGGACUAAGUCUUCUCUGUAGACUCUACAACUGCAAUAUGGUGGGUCUGUAAAAGGAAGAGAGUUGGAUUCAGGGAGAUAGAGAGUGCAGCACAGUUAAGAGCCACUGUUUUGUCUUGUUGUGGAUUCUGGUCUCUGUUCAUCCUCCUUGGUGCUUUAUUGCACGGGCUAAAUUUUAUUAGUGUUAUUGUUAAGAGUCAGACCUACAGCACAAUGGGCCUGCAAAAUGGAGUAUGAUAUUGAUUUCUACAAACAUUUUGCCUGGCUCAGAAAGGUAAACCUCCAUUCAAACGGCAACAGUGAGUCCUACCAGGAGCGGUUAUCACGUCUGGAGGGAGACAAAGAGUCACUAAUUCUGCAGGUGAGUGUACUGACAGACCAGGUGGAAGCUCAGGGCGUGAAGAUCAGCGAUCUAGAGACUUCUCUGGUGGACCAUCAGCACAAACUCAACUCCACGGAGGAGAUGCUACAGCAGGAGCUCCUGCAUAGGACGUCACUGGAGAACCAGAAGCUGAGUCUUAUGGGGGAGGUGUCCUACCUGAAACUAAAGCUGGCAGACAUGGAGGGAAAACAGGGCCAUGGAGCUGAAAGGCAACACAAAGCAGAGACUGUAGUGAAUUUCAUUAGUGAGCUGCAAGAGCAGAUGUGUAGGUUUCAGAAGGAGAUCAAUAGCAAGAUCCAGGAGAAAAAGGCCAUGGAGAUCCCGGCUGACAGCAGCUUUUUCGCGGAGUGCUGCAACGACCCCACAGAGGACAAGGGCUCAAACCCCGGGCCGUCCUGUGACAGAACCUCCGGGGUGAUACAAAUACUAGAAGAGGCUCCAGACGCGUCUGAUGGCAACACACAAAGCCUGGAAGAGGGUAGCUCAGAUGCAGAGCAGCAGUACCACUGUAGAGGAGAAAGUGGCUUAAUUAAGGAGCUCAGGAUUCUUAAGGACAAAGUGGAGCACCUGGAGGAUGAGAAGUUACAGUAUGAGAAGAAACUCAAAGCAACAAAGGCAGAGAUCAGCAGCCUUCAGCAGCUUUUGCUCAGUAAGAACGCUGAGAUCGAGAGCUUGCACACUCAGCUGCUGGCCAGACCCUCUCUAUCCACCGAGAGCUCAGAGAGAGGUAAGCACAGCACCCAGCUUCAAGGCCUCGACCCACCUGCCAACAACAGCCUCUCACUGUCUGAGCUACCCAGCCUCAUAGAUCAGGAACUGCAGAGGCUUAAGAGUGGAAUGAAAUCACUGGUUGCUGCCAACGAUGAAAAGGACCGGCGUAUUGAAGAGCUCACUCUACUCCUGAAUCAGUGCAGGCAAUUCAGAGAGGUCACCAGCACCACAAGGCAAGCACCACCUGCUGUUCAUUCAUUGCCAAAUGGAAGGACUCCUUCAAGCAGCAGUGAGGAAGAAGAGCAGGGGCAAAUGAAGAAUACUGACUCUGCCAGUGCAAAAUCUGAGGAUGUAAAGUCUGAAGUUUCCACAAACAGCUCUUCCUCCCAACAAACAUCACUUAUAUCAGUCCAGAAGGACAGUGAUUCCAGAACAGAACCACAGAUUCUAUCAAGUAGCAUGAAUGACCUAACAAAUGGACCUUCACAAAAGAGUGCUCUGGGUGACACCAGAAGUCAGACGCUGCCUGUGAAUUCCUCUCUGUCAGAGCAAAACGGGAUUGGAGGCAGCAGCAGUGAAAUCCAGAGCCAAAGGUCUCCAGAUGGGAGCGAAGAUGGAGACUCCAGCCAAAGAAAGUUGGAGAAAAUUGAUGACAGCACUUCAAGUGAUAAUUCCCCUGUUCAUUCUGGGGCAAAUACACAGCCUGGCCAACGAGCUGUGGGCUCACCAGAAUACAUGAAGAAUAACAGGAGCUUCAAGAGACUCUGGGGAAAACUUCGAAGAACCCAGUCUGGGGGGCUUAUAGCAGCAGAUCCAGAUGGCGGUCAGUUUAGAAGAGGGGGACUGCGGGCUACAGCAGGACCCAGACUAACCAGGACCCCUGAAUCGUAUGACCCUGCACGUGAUAUGAAUAUUCCAUUCAGCCAGUGGACCAAGGAGCAGGUGUGUGGCUGGCUAGAGGACUAUGGACUGGGCCAGUACGUCAGUCUCUCUAGACAGUGGGUUGAAAAUGGACAGACACUGCUGUCUGCUACACCUCAGGACUUUGAGAAGGAGAUGGGUAUGAAGAAUCCACUGCACAGGAAGAAGCUGCAGCUUGCUCUGAGGGCAUUCACCACUAAAGUUGUAGAGAAAUCGUCAGAGCUGGACCACAUUUGGGUCACCCGCUGGUUGGAUGAUAUUGGUUUGCCUCAGUAUAAAGACCAGUUCCAUGAGGCCCGAGUAGAUGGUCGAAUGAUACAAUACCUCACAGUGAAUGACCUCUUGACUCUAAAGGUCACCAGCCAGCUUCAUCAUCUCAGUAUUAAAUGUGCCAUUCAUGUUCUUCAUGUCAACAAGUUCAACCCCCACUGUCUUCGACGUAGGCCAGGGGAGGAGAAACAACCCUCUCCCUCAGAGGUGGUGCAGUGGUCUAACCAUCGUGUGAUGGAGUGGCUAAGAGCAGUCGAUCUAGCUGAGUAUGCGCCUAAUCUACGGGGCAGCGGUGUUCAUGGUGGGCUGAUUAUCCUGGAGCCACGGUUCAGCUCAGAGACUUUGGCCCUGCUGUUAAAUAUUCCUCCCCAGAAGACUUUGCUCCGGCGCCACCUCGCCACGGCCUUCUCUGCCCUGGUGGGGCCUCAGGCCACACAGGAGAAGCGCGAGUAUGGCAAUGCCACAGGUCACGUUCCCCUCACUACCACUGCUAAAGUCAAGCCAAAGAAGUUGGGCUUCACCCAAUUCAGUCACCUGAGAAAGAGAAAACCUGAUGACUCUGCGGACUAUAUCUGCCCAAUAGACAGUGGAGCACUGACAGUGAAUGGGGUUUCCCGGUUGCCCUCUGCAGCACUCAGGGGCCUCAGCCCCAGCUUGGUCAGACAGGCGGAGAGGCCGGAGCAGCUUGGGAUGAAACCUGAGACUAAUGGCCCUAAACAAUAAUUUAAAAAGUACCACAGACACACCACUCACUCUCACUCCCCAAGUGACUUUUGUGAAUCAGUGGAAAUUCUAAUGCAGAAAUGCAACCAAGAUGCAUCGAUGUGGUGAUUUGCUGGAUGGGCUGCAAAGAUGCUGUGUUUAGCAGGUGAUGUUAUUGUUGUUAAUGUAUUUUUCACCAGAUGUCGCUUACAACAAUGUUCACCUAAAAUGGUGAUGAAUGAUGGCAUUGUGUGGAAUGUUUUAUGAAAGCUGCUCCCUGCAUUCCUUAUACAGUCGGAUUCCAAAGCUUAUACUUUUGCUAAUUUUACUGACCAUUUUGUAUUUAAACUUCUAUCGAUUUAGUUUAGGAUAUUGGUGCCAUUUUCUUGUUAUAUAUGAGGAUUCGCUCAACAUCAUAAUAAUUGACACCACUUACUGUAAGCAAUGAUGUUUCUCAUUCAUUUUCUUUAUGAGUGACAAAAAAUUUGAAAAUUAAAUCAUUUCGAUUCUU
Molecule: messenger RNA, 3807 nt
Organism: Seriola aureovittata
Lineage: Eukaryota; Metazoa; Chordata; Actinopteri; Carangiformes; Carangidae
Gene: ppfibp2a
Product: PPFIA binding protein 2a
Exons: 22
Coding region: 537-3317 (926 amino acids)
Biological process (GO): neuromuscular junction development
Cellular component (GO): presynaptic active zone
Molecular function (GO): protein binding
Source: RefSeq, a predicted model, not a curated record